CAAGAUUUAAAACUGUGAGUAUCUUGAAUUUACGCCAUUUCAUGGGCAAAUCUACUGCCAUGCUGUCAGGACAUCUCUAUCCGUCAUUAAGAAGCGAACUUGGUUGUUUUGGUUGGAGAAUUGGGGUGGAUUGGGAUCAAUCAGGAUGGAUGACGCUUUCAGCAGGUUUCUGACUUGGAUUUACCUCUAUCCUAGACCCUCAUGGCCGUCAAGACUCCCAUUGUUAAGAAGCGCACAAAGCACUUCAAGCGUCACCAGUCCGAUCGUUACCACAGUGUAAAGGAGGCAUGGCGGAAGCCCAAAGGUAUCGAUAACAGAGUGAGGCGUCGCUUCAAGGGUCAAUCUGCUAUGCCCAAAAUCGGUUAUGGAAGCAACAAAAAGACCAGACAUCUUCUCCCUAAUGGAUUGAAGAAAUUCCUCGUUAGCAACGUGCGUGAACUCGAUCUUCUGCUCAUGCACAACAAAAGCUAUGCUGCCGAGGUUGCGCACAACGUCAGCAGCCGAAACCGCACAACGCUACUGGAGAGGGCAAAGGUUCUUGGGGUCAAGGUCACCAACUCAACGGCUCGUUUGCGGUCAGAGGAGUAGUUAACAAUUUCUCCUGUCUUGCGUCUUCAUUAUGUACACCUCCCCAUGAAUAUGAAAGGUCCUUGACGAAUUA
Messenger RNA from Marasmius oreades (fairy-ring Marasmius), 661 nucleotides. It is a transcript of the gene RPL32, whose product is annotated as 60S ribosomal protein L32. The record is from RefSeq and is a predicted model, not a curated record. Gene Ontology annotation, molecular function: structural constituent of ribosome. The transcript has 4 exons. Gene Ontology annotation, cellular component: ribosome; cytosolic large ribosomal subunit. The coding region runs from base 202 to 588 and encodes 128 amino acids. Gene Ontology annotation, biological process: translation. Lineage: Eukaryota; Fungi; Basidiomycota; Agaricomycetes; Agaricales; Marasmiaceae.